Messenger RNA from Diplodia corticola, 1692 nucleotides. Its product is annotated as amidase signature enzyme. The record is from RefSeq and is a predicted model, not a curated record. NCBI's taxonomy places the organism in Eukaryota, Fungi, Ascomycota, Dothideomycetes, Botryosphaeriales, Botryosphaeriaceae. The transcript is spliced from 3 exons. Bases 1 to 1692 code for a protein of 563 amino acids.
AUGUCCGCGGCCCCAUUGCUCACCACCUCCAGCCGCCGCAAGCAGGCCGAGCGCGCCUCCAAGAUCGCAACCCUGCCAGCAGAGUACCAAUCGCCACUGCUGCCCGCCGAACGCACCAUCCUGCGCAAGCCCAUCCAGGCGCUCGUGCAAGAAGUCCACGGUCAUGUCACCGAUCCCGUCGACGUCCUGCGCACAUACGCCAAGGUUGCAGUGGCCGCGCAACACAAAACGAACUGCUUGACCGAGAUUCUGUUUCCCGAGGCUGAGCGGUGGCUCGACAAGGGCGAGAUCAACCUCCAAGGCCCACUCGCUGGCAUCCCCAUCUCCCUCAAGGACUCCAUUGCCGUCGGCGGCUUUGAUGUCAGCGUCGGCUACUCGUCCAACACGGGCAAACCCUACGAGAAAGAUGGGACCAUGGUCCGUAUCCUCAAGGACGCUGGUGCAAUCCCCUUCGUCAAGACCAACCUCCCCGUCACCCUCUUGUCCUUCGAGUCCACUAAUGAUGUCUGGGGCCGCACUACGAACCCACAUAACGACAAAUACUCGCCCGGCGGCUCGACGGGGGGAGAGUCCGCUCUGCUUGCCUUCGGCGGCAGCCGCAUUGGCAUCGGUUCCGACGUCGCGGGUUCAGUAAGAGCCCCCGCCCACUUUUCUGGCUGCUACUCGCUGCGCUGUUCGACCGGCCGCUGGCCAAAGAUGGGCAUGAACACUAGCAUGCCCGGCCAGGAGGGCAUUGCCAGCGUCUUCAGUCCCAUGGCGCGCACCCUCGAUGACCUGCACUACUUCACCGCCAGCUUCAUCCGUAUGAAGCCCUGGAAGUAUGAUCACACCGUGCACCCCAUUGAGUGGCGGCAAGAUGUUACCGCAGAGUACUUGGAGAAGAAGAGACUCCGAGUUGGAGUGAUGAGGACUGACGGCGUUGUUGAUCCCAGUCCUGCCUGCGCUCGUGCCCUGCAGCAGACGGCUGCAGCACUCCGCGCCGAAGGCCAUGACGUUUUCGACGUGACGCCGCCGUCGCCCUACGAGGCGCUGAAGAUCGCUUCACACCUGCUCAACUCUGACGGCUGCCGCACUUUCCUGUCUUUCUUCCGCACCGGUGAAUGGAACGAUGCCGGUGCUGACCAAAUGGCCUUUUACAUGCAUUUGCCCCGACCGCUCAAGUACCUACAUUACUUGUGGGUCAAGUACGUCAAGCGGGAUCCCAUGUGGGCGGACCUUCUCUCUGGCUGGCAUGAGAAGAGUGCGUAUGAGCAUUGGCAGCUGGUAUCGAAGCGAGAGGCCUACAAAGCCAAGUGGCACGACUGGUGGGAACAAGAGGCGAAGAUGGACAUCCUGUUGACGGCCCCAAAUGCCACGCCUGCUGUCCCUCACGAUGGAAUGAAGGAGGCAGUGAGCAGCUGCGGAUACACUUUCUUGUUUAACUUGCUUGACUACACCUGCGGCAUCAUUCCCGUCACGCACGUCGACCGCGUCAUUGACGCCUUGCCUGCCUCGUUUAAUCUCAAGAAACUCAACGGUAUCGCGAAGGGCGCAUACACUCACUAUGACGCCGUCAAGAUGGAAGGCCUGCCUGUUGGCGUGCAGGUUGUUGGCCAAAGGCUCGAGGAGGAAAAGGUCCUCGCUAUCAUGGAGAGAAUAGAAGAUGUUUUGGAGAAGAAUGGACAGAAGUACCAGUUGUUGGAAGUUGAAUAG